Molecule: messenger RNA, 357 nt
Organism: Penicillium vulpinum
Lineage: Eukaryota; Fungi; Ascomycota; Eurotiomycetes; Eurotiales; Aspergillaceae
Exons: 1
Coding region: 1-357 (118 amino acids)
Source: RefSeq, a predicted model, not a curated record
AUGACUUGCCCUGCUUUUGAUAGUAUUUAUAACAGGGAACGAGGCUAUUUCCUUGACCUACUACAGCGCCAGGUCUUGGAGCUCCAGGCUUGCCCCGAUCAUCGGCCUCGGGUGAUUGAAGCCAUCAGAGAGCUUGCUAGCAUGGUACCUCGCUACCUUGGGGCUUCGCAGGUCCUCGGUGACACUCGCUUCUUUCAUAUUUGCUGCGCUCUGCAACCUAUCUUAUACAGCGCACUUGUCACUCUCUGCGAGGACAAUGAUCCCAUCAAAGGAUUGAUGGUUGCUGGGCUACUUGAGAGUGCAGUUCCUUGGGAGGUUCGAGAUCCCAGCAAGCGGAAUUAUCCAGCCGAGUGGUGA